Messenger RNA from Drosophila willistoni, 1402 nucleotides. RefSeq names its product protein immune deficiency (gene imd). The transcript is spliced from 2 exons. The record is from RefSeq and is a predicted model, not a curated record. Gene Ontology annotation, biological process: signal transduction. NCBI's taxonomy places the organism in Eukaryota, Metazoa, Arthropoda, Insecta, Diptera, Drosophilidae. Bases 138 to 1001 code for a protein of 287 amino acids. Gene Ontology annotation, molecular function: protein binding.
UUCUAGAGGCCACCCCUACACAAAGAGAGAAUUUUUGGAAUCGCACAAUAAAAUUCCCCAAGAGCUGGUUUCUAUCAACCUGUGGCAUUUCCGGAUUCUAAAUUUUCAGAGGAAGCUGUGAAACAUACCAUCCCAUCAUGCCAAAGCUGAAGAACCUGCUGCCCGGAGUCUUUGGCAAUGGCAAUAAGGUUCCCACUACAGAGUCAGUUGACCCGAAUCGGGCAACGGCAACAGAAGGGCACCUGGAGACUGACGCCUUACCUGUAUUGGAUGAAGAACAGGACAAUAUUAAUAGUGGAGCUCUUUCACUACCCUCGCAGACGCCUACAGCGUCAGCAGAUUUAACGGAGUCAGUUUUACGGGAACUGUCGGAUCCCAAUUACAAUUCCAUGGACGUGGUGCAAUCAACCAACAUUCCAGGUAGCGCCCUGGUAAAUGGCAAUGUCAAUGCCGACAUCAACACCAACAAUACAAUGAAUGUGCACAACGCCCAGCAACAGGUGGUCAUGAACUUCUCGAAUGCCAGCAAUUUGCAUUUUGGCUCCGUUUACAAUGUCAAUCAAAAUUUAAGUGCAUGCAGUUCUCGAAAGAGCAGCGUUAGUACCACUGAAGAGACAUAUUCGAUGGAUGGCAAGCGUCCACAGCAGAGCACAGCCCGUAAGACGGUUAGCAUUGUAACGAUGAUGCAAUCCCAAGAGGAGGUGAAUAGGCAUAUAAUCGAAGCAGUAUCUAAACACUUGGGCGAAGGCUGGAAGCAGGUGAUGCGGGAUCUUGGACAUUCCGAGGGUCAAAUCGAGCAAGCAAUCAUUGAUCACCAAAUGCAUGGCAAUAUCAAGGAGGUGAUUUACCAGCUGCUUUUGCAAUGGGUACGCAGUGCUGAAAAUGGCGAGGCCACGUUGGGACGUCUAACCACAUUACUGUGGGAAUCACAGCAUCGUGAAUGCGUUCAUCGCAUGAAACUCGUUUGGAAGGCAUUGGAGAAACGCAAGAAAAACAGCUGAAACUUAGUUGUACUUCUUAACACUCCUUAUCAUGCUGUGCACUACUUUUUUUUUAAGUGAAAACCGAAUAGUAGGCACCCAAAGAAUUUAGCAAAGCUCGCUCCAUUUCGAUAUUUCUCUGUCUGCCCAAAUAUAAAAAUCUUGUUAAAUUACUUUUAAUAGAUGUAAAGUAUCUAGUUUGUCGGAUUAUGUAUAGGUUUGGCAGAUUCUUUGGGUAGUUUAUUUGUGCAGCAAAAAUAGGACAAAAACUGUGGUGUACAGUGUUAGGACUAUCAUUUUUGUGCAAUAAUCAUUUGACAAACUUUCGAAUAACUUAAUCUAAAAGUUUGUCCUUAGUAUAGAUAAGAAUACAGUUAAUGUGAUAUUUAAGUCAAAAAUAAAUGUUUGUACUUUUAAAUGUA